Ooceraea biroi (clonal raider ant) is the source of this 1917-nucleotide messenger RNA. RefSeq names its product histone RNA hairpin-binding protein. Gene Ontology annotation, biological process: mRNA transport; mRNA 3'-end processing by stem-loop binding and cleavage. Gene Ontology annotation, molecular function: mRNA binding; histone pre-mRNA stem-loop binding. Gene Ontology annotation, cellular component: cytoplasm; histone pre-mRNA 3'end processing complex. Lineage: Eukaryota; Metazoa; Arthropoda; Insecta; Hymenoptera; Formicidae. The record is from RefSeq and is a predicted model, not a curated record.
UGUAGCACAUCUUUAUCUUUAUACGUCUAUGAUGGAAUUUUUACAUUGUUUUUUAUUAAUCCCUUUGAGGACUGUAAAUACUCAAAAGUUAUUAUGCUUGUGAACCCCAAGUGCAAACAGAUCUCAGGGUUGUAUCAUAUAGAAUUGAUGCUCUCGACACAUUGCAAAUGUAAGAAAAACCUUGGCCACGGAACUAAGUAUAAAAAAUACGACGAAAUGCAUGAGCUGCAAGGGCAGGACGUAUCCAACUGUAGUAUUAGAGCCAAAUCAUAAAAUUAUUGGAAAAGAAGGCUUUAGAUCUCUGGAGAAAUCUUUGUUCUUUCGAUCGCCAAGUUAUCACAUAUGUUGUAAAGAUCCAUGCUUGGGAAAGUAUACGUUGUUUAAGGAGCCAAGAAUUCACAUUUUCAUCGAGCUCGAUAUACGCCCGAAUCUUCAAAGUAACAGUUUGAGCUGUAUGCUGGAUCGAAUGCCGACAACACUCGGUCUUCAAUGCGACGAAAAUACAAUCGAAUACAGGUUAAUUGGAGUAAUAGACUACACAUCGGGGCACUACAUUGCAUACUGCUUGCGUUCCAAUGGAUUUUGGCAGAUGUACGACGAUUUGCGAAAAAAGAUUAACAAGUGUGGUUCUAAAACUAUAAUAACUCCACAUCUUGUAGUAUAUAUACAAAAAUCAGUUUAAAGAUGGAAAACCAACUGAAACUGAGGUUCCUGUGAAUAAUGCAAAUUCAAAAGCAGAAAGUGACAAUGUUGAUUGGACAGAAGAUUUCUCGUUACAGAAGUUAUUCCAUUGACUCAAGCUGUAACUCCAGAAACUCUUCAGAUAAUGGUAAAAAGCAUAUAGAGCAUGAAACGGAUUCAGUUGUAUUGACACGCAAGCAGAAAGAAAUAGAUUAUGGAAAGAAUACUAUUGGGUAUGACAGAUACAUUGAGUUGGUGCCUAAAGAGAAACGUACAUGAGAACAUCCGAGGACACCUCCAAAAUAUAUAAAAUACAGCAGAAGAGGCUGGGACAGCAUGAUAAGAUUGUAGCAGAAACAACCGCAUUCUUGGAAUCCUCCUAAGGAGGACCAAACAGAUUAAGAGGCUGUCGUUUCAUUGAAUUACUGCUAAUCACAUUUUUCUUAAUUCAUAUAAUUAUUGCAUAUUUUUUCGUACUUUCUUGUUUGUUACGUACUACUUCGACAACGUCUAUAAUAUUAUACUUUAAAGCUUAAAUACAUUAAAUGUAGAAAUAAUGAUUUUAAAAUAAUCGUUUCACGUUUUAGAUUUUUGUUUACAGUAUUUUAUUAUCAUUUAAAACAACUUCGCUCAUAACUUAUCAGUUUAACAUACUAUCACAUAUACAUAUAUAUUUUUGAAGCAAUAUUUUAUGCAGAUUAUUAUAAUCACAUAAAUAUAGAGUCAGUCAAAAAGUUCGAUUUUUGUGUCAAAUUUUACUGCACUCAAUAAAAUCAAACUAUUCAUCAAUCAAGUAAUCACUUUUUCAUAUAAUCAUUAUUUACGAUUAGUCAUUUUCUAUGAAGUAGACAUUAUCAAUAUCGUUGCCUGUGUAUUACAUGUGGCAUCAUCAUGAAUAUUGAAAAUCGAACACAAUUUUUUGACUAACUCGAUAUUUUGAGGCAAAUUGAAUUGAUAAUAUAUAAGUUAAAAAUGUUUGAAUGUUAACUUGUGAAGUUGUGCAAUGCUUUGGAUACAAGAUUUAAAUAUGGUAAUAAAUAAAAUGUAUGAAUGUCCAUAUAUACUUGAGAAUUAUAAUCUAAAAAAUAUACCAAAAUAAAAAAUGAACUUUGUAUCUUCUUAAAAUUACUGUACUUUUUUAUUAUAUAAAUCAAUAUCAUCACACUAAGCGAACUUGUCAUAUAUAACAUAUUACAAAUCUUACAAAAUAAUCAAUAAAUAUACAUAUUGCUUUUA